AUGGAGCGGCGAACACUUUGCUUUCCGCAUUUUGGGACUCGGAAAGUGCUGCAGACCGGUGACCCAGGCUUCAAGGAGGAGACAGACCGUCUCUUCCACAGCGCGAACAACAACGCUCUCGAAGCGCUUGUCCACCUCAAGACGCAUCUACAGACACUCUCGACCGAAGACUUCUGGCCCGCUGUGGUAGAGGGGAUCGCCAACAUCAUCGGCGCGCAGAUCUCAUUUGUCUUCAAGCGGAUAUUGGUCGACGAACAUGACUCUGCGGUCGAGAUGCCGCCGUAUGGAGAGCCGGGAUCUUGUCUAAUGGCCUCGGCCGUCCACUAUCGGACCAACGACGGCUCGAAGGACACGAUCAAGGAGACCAAGUUCCAUGCAUACGGCUGUCCAUGCACGUAUAUGCGCCACGACAAGGUCUUCCUCAUCCCGGAAAGACUGACUGACUUUGUCCCACACAAUCCGAAUCAGCUUCCUACGCCGGCGGAUGCUUAUAUUGCCUUGCCGCUUUUUCUGGACGGCAAGAAUGUCGCUCACUUCGGAGCUAUGUGGUCGAAGGAGGGCGCAGCCGAACGAAAGCUGUCCUGGGCGUUUAUCGAGCUGCUGCUUCAUUCCCUGGAAGAUGUAGUUCUUCAGCGGUUUAUUGAAGGUUCCAACUUUGUCCGACCUGCUACUGUUGUCAAUGAGCGGCGCUCGGUUAUUCCACACGAUGCUAUCACGGUGGCUCAAUCCCUACGACCUUAUGCUGGGAGCCUGUCUCACGAACUUCGAACGCCUAUGCAGGGUAUUGUCGGGAUGCUAGAUGUCAUGUACACCACAGUGCAAGAAGCGGUGGAGACGCAGGCGGAUCCGUAUCUCCGCAGGGUUUUCGCCGAGCUGAAGGAAGGCAUUGAAGUGGUGCAGGACAGCUCGCGACGAGCGGUGGAGGCCGCAGACAAUGUUGUGCAUGCUUAUGACAUGGACAUGGUUGUGCCAGAACCACCGCCGCCAUUCCUGGACGACAUCGAAUCUGCAUCGCCUUUCUCGGCCGCGCCAAUGGACAAGCGACCCGAGAUUCUUGUAGCUGGAAGCAACUUACCCUUAGGUCGGAAGAGACGGAGGGAUGAGGCGUUUUCGCGGGAGGGCAGCAACGCGAGCAUCAACAAAACGGCAAAGUUGGAGAAUGCCAGAUGCGCGUGGGCGCGGGCUUCGCAGCCCAGCGAUGAGCUGAAGGAAGGUGUACGUCAAGCUGGAAAUCUGCAAACGCAUAUCAACGCCGGGGCUACGGUGGAUGACGCACCGACAGAAGAAGAUGCCGAACUCGCUACGAAUUCGAUGUCGACAGUGCACCGGAUGAUCGCGCCCGGGCUUCGACACACGAACAUGCGUGAGGUCUUCCAGCACGUUAUCAACGAAGGAUUAAAGGUCGGUGGCCGGCCAGACUCAACGUCGGCGCAGGAGACAGAGACGGGCGAGAUCAUUGAGGUGCGGACGAGAGGGUCAGACGGGACCUCGAAGACAAAAAUCAUCGAGUGGAAAGUGCAUCCGAAUAUGCCUGAGACGCUGUUCACAGACGAGAAGGAUUUGAGCAAACUGAUCUCGUGUGUCUUCUUGAAUGCCAUCAAGUUUACGGAUCUUGAAGGUGGUAAAGUGGGUGUGUAUGCGCGGAUGAGUGCGAGAGGAAGGUAUAUCUCGAUCAGAGUGUCGGAUAACGGACCUGGGAUUCCCGCUGCUUUCUUGCCGAAGCUUUUCAAGCCUUUCACAAGAGAGAACGAGUCGAUCACGAGGCAAAGUGAAGGUCUCGGGCUAGGAUUGAUGGUGGCCAAAGGAAUUGCGAGGAAGCUGGGAGGAGAUCUGCUGUGCACCAAAGCCGUGACUGAGGGCUCUGAGCAUGGGAGUGAGUUCGAGAUCAAAGUCCCGUUCACAGCAGGCGAGACUAUCAGCAGACCGGCAUCGCCUUUCAGCUCGCCAGCACCCAACGGCACUUCGCUAGCACCCCUGGACAUUCCAAAGACACCCCCACAAUUCGCCGCAACCCCCUUCACCCACAGCCCAACAAAGCUCUCCCGAGCGCUUCACGAAGCUAUCGAAGACGACCGUUUCCACGCAACUCCGCCCUCCCCCAAAACCAAAACUCGCCUCGACGCCCUCAAACCCGCCGUCACCGUCACCUCCUCCCCAUCCACACCUCCCAAUGGCUUCCACGCCGGCGCCGCUCGCCCGCGCAUCAAGAAGAGCUUUUCCAACCCCGAAAUCGACCGCGAUCUGGCUUCAAAGUACCCUCUCACAUUCCUCGUCGCCGAAGAUAACAAGAUCAACCGGAAGCUGCUCGUCUCCAUGCUUUCGAAAUUCGGCUACUCGCACGUGCACGAAGCAUACGACGGAGCGGAGGCGGUGCGGCAGAUGGCUGUUCCUAGAAAGAACGGGGAGCGGAUUGAUGUAGUGCUGAUGGAUCUGUGGAUGCCGUUGAUGGAUGGGUACGAGGCUACGAGAAGGAUUUUGGAGGGGCAGGAAAUUGAGGAGAAGCCGACGGUGUUGGCUGUGACGGCGGAUGUGACAGAGGGUGCGCAGGAGCGGGCGGCGAGGGUGGGGAUGAGGGGGUUCAUGACGAAGCCGUAUAAGAUGACUGAUUUGCAGAGGCUGAUUACUGAGUAUUGUGCGAAUCAGGCGGGGCAGAGGGUAUGCUGA
Saxophila tyrrhenica is the source of this 2664-nucleotide messenger RNA. RefSeq lists its product as uncharacterized. The record is from RefSeq and is a predicted model, not a curated record. The transcript has a single exon. The coding region runs from base 1 to 2664 and encodes 887 amino acids. NCBI's taxonomy places the organism in Eukaryota, Fungi, Ascomycota, Dothideomycetes, Mycosphaerellales, Extremaceae. Gene Ontology annotation, biological process: phosphorelay signal transduction system; protein autophosphorylation. Gene Ontology annotation, cellular component: plasma membrane. Gene Ontology annotation, molecular function: phosphorelay sensor kinase activity; histidine phosphotransfer kinase activity.